AUGCAAAAGUCCUAAGUAAAGACGGAAUGAGGAGUCCGUGGUAGUACGUCGGGAGCAGCAUGUAGUUAAACACGGAGUACGUUGCUCGACUUUACCGGUUGGCGUUUCCGAUACUUACACUUGGGGGAAAAAACAUAUUUUUGAACCUUCGUCUGACACCAUGUUCCUGCGCGGGUCUAAAAAGCGACGGUCGAACCGCACGGAGGAGGAAGAGGACCCUGACCGAGGCCAGCCCUGUAUGCGCUGCGGAGACCGGUGCCCUGGCUUCCGUGUCCACGGCUGGAGGAAGAUCUGCGUACACUGCAAGUGUGUGCGAGAGGAGCACGCAGUGCGGUCGGUGCCGGGGCAGCUGGAAAAGAUGAUGACCAAGCUGGUGUCAGACUUCCAGAGACACUCCAUCUCCGAUGACGACUCGGGAUGCGCCUCCGAGGAGUACGCCUGGGUCCCACCUGGGCUCAAGCCUGAACAGGUAAUGACCGUGGCGCCGAGGCUGAAACCAGAGCUGCAGGCACGGAAGGUGUACCAGUAUUUCAGCUGCCUGCCUGAAGACCGGGUGCCUUAUGUGAACAGUCCGGGGGAGAGAUACAGAAUCAAACAGCUGCUGCACCAGCUCCCAGCCCAUGACAGCGAGCCCCAGUACUGUAACUCUCUGGACGAGGAGGAGAAAAAGGAGUUGCGUCUGUUCAGUCAUCAGAGGAAAAGAGAAAACUUGGGCCGAGGCGUUGUCAGACUUUUCCCAGUGACCAUGACGGGAGCUAUCUGCCAACAGUGUGGCAGACAGAUCUGCGGCGGAGAUAUCGCUGUGUUUGCCAGUCGGGCAGGACACGGCAGCUGCUGGCACCCUCAAUGUUUCCAGUGCGCAUCCUGCAACGAGCUGCUGGUCGAUCUAAUCUACUUCUACCAGGACGGGCAAAUAUAUUGUGGCCGGCACCACGCUGAGAGGCUCAAGCCCCGCUGCCAGGCCUGUGACGAGAUCAUUCUCGCUGACGAAUGCACAGAGGCAGAGGGGAGAUACUGGCACAUGAAGCACUUCUGCUGUUUUGAGUGUGAGGCUGCUCUGGGCGGCCAGCGUUACAUCAUGAGAGAGAGUCGACCGUACUGCUGUUCCUGCUACGAGUCCCUGUAUGCAGAGUACUGCGACACCUGUGGAGAGCACAUAGGUAUCGACCAGGGCCAGAUGACGUACGAGGGUCAGCACUGGCACGCCGUGGAGUCGUGCUUCUGCUGCGCUCGCUGUCGUCUGCCGCUGCUGGGGCGCCCCUUCCUACCUCGCGGGGGACUCAUCUUCUGCUCCAGGUCCUGCUCGCUGGGCGAGGACCCCAAUAACUCAGACUCGUGCGACUCAGCGCUGCAGAGCAGGUCCCCUCAUCACGGCAGACAGUGGGGCACCGCAGAGAGACACUUUCAGCUGCAGUGUGGUUCUCCCCUGCAGUCCCUAGAGGGCGCCAAGCCCCCUGCGAGUCCUGCCAAAGACUGCGCUCACGCUCCCGAGGAGAACAGAGGCGUCCACUGCCCGGCUCCAGUUCAGCAUCCAGAUCCUCCACCCAAUGGUCUGCCCCCUCCAAGAGGUUCCUACUCCCCUCUGCCCCACAUUCAUCUGGGAAAUGGCUUGGGACCGUCUUGGCCCAGCAACGUGCCACAUUACAGUUUAUUGUCAGGGGACUGUGGUGUCAAGCCUCCAGGCUGUGGUUUUCAGUUCCAACAAGAGCUAAAUGGAAAUACUGGACUAACUGGUCGUAACUCCAGAGGAACUUCCACCGACAAAGACUGUAGGAACUGGGUGGAAAAGACAAAUCAAGCUAUGCAGGGGUUUUCUCCUCAGAAAAACUCACAUAUCAGCCAGUUUGUUUCAUCUGAGUCGCCCCCCCUCUCAUCAAGCAACUCUCCCGUCCUGCCACCUCCUCUUCCAGCAAAGUCUCGUGAAUUGACACCCCGAGACUCGCCUUCUCCGAUCAUCUUCCAACCAGAGGACCAGCCCUGUGCCUCCCCUCCCCCGAUAAGUCGCAGUGGCACAGCCAGAGUCAGUUUCCGGGAGCCAAUCAGCAGCAGCUACUCUGUGGAGGAGGACGACGAUGAGGAGGAGAAUGAAAAUGAGGGGGGGCUUGGGGAAGAAAGUAGAGAAAAUCAGCAGGAUGAAGAGGAGGUGGAGGAGGGAGGUUUCGGAAGCAGGCUGCAUCUGCAGAAAGGCAUCCCACCGCAGAUGGAUCUGCUGGAUGGCUCCUCGUAUCAACAGCGCAGUCUGAGACGGGGGUGGGGGCGUUGCCGCAUUCCCUCAGACCCGGCUCUCCACCCGGGGUCAGAGAGGCGCUGUCGGAGCUUACGGCCCGACCGGCCCCGACUGGACAUCCUGGACUGGAGAAGUGAGAAGGACAGGGACGGCCGGGGCUCCUCCAGGGGCUCCUCUCUGACCCUCCAGCCAGGGCAGUACAAACAUGAAGACUGCUCCACCUGCUCCUCGUCCUCUGACUCGGAGGAGGAAGGCUUCUUCCUGGGACAGCGCAUCCCUCUGCCCCCACAACUUCAAAAGCAGCAGGCUGUGGAAGGCCAGGACAGGGAGGAGGAAGAGGAGGGGAGGGACAUGAAAAGAGACUUUGGACUAAGGGGCAGCUUAAGGAGGAGGAGGGCUCUCAGCCAGAGUGCAAAGGACAAAGAUAAAAACUGUGCUAUCUCCUAACCAACAGCAACCGAAAACACGGCACAUUACCUUCUUAAAUAAAUCCCGGGGCACUAGGAUAACUUCUAAGCAUUAUUACUGUGGUGUUAAUUGGGCUUCUGGUGGUGAUGUAGUGUUUUUGAAAGGCUGAAAAAUUCCCUCUGUCCCUGACUUCUGAUAAGGGAGCAGACUAACCUCAGAGAAGCCUCUGCCUUGUGUUUCUGGUAUUGAUGUCUCACCGUUGGACUUUUUGGUAUUAUGUCAUAUAAUAUUAUGGAAUAUUAUGAAUGAAUCAUGUGCACAAUGUGAAUAUGGAGUGAGUAUUUGAUAAGACCUGCGUGCAGUUGAUUGAAAGUGGCUUUGAUGUCGCUGUGAAAUGUUACUGCUCUAACAUGUUUACAUAUGCUUCACACAGGGCCAGUUUCAGGAGGACAGGGUUCCACUUUGGCCUUAGUCACCUAAUUUGGACAGAAUACUUUCCAUCACUGUGAAAUGUUCCUUCGAACCGGAUUUUUUUUUGUCUAAUUUAUCCCACCAUGUUCACAAAGCAAUGUUCUUUAGCACUACAUGUCAAAGCAGUCAAUGGGAGACAAACGUUAUGCAAUUAUUUUUUAACCCAAACGUAGCAGUUGUUGUUCUCUGGCUGAAAAAAUAUGGCAUUGUCAUUACUCCCUUUAAUGAUCAAAAUGAACUUUUUAAUGUGUUUUUUUUCACUUUUCGAGUUUGGAUUACCACAAACAAAUUGCCAUAAUAACACUGUUUCUUAAAUUUCAUUUAUCUGUGCUGUUAAGUGCAAUCUUCAUGUGGAUGUGAUGUUUUACAUUUGUGGAUUCAAAAAGACCAAAUGUAAAGGUCUCUAUUUGCUGACACGUGGUGAUUUUUCUGAUGUGUGGGGGUUGCUGUUGAAUCUGAACAAAACACUGUAAGGUCAACUUAAAAGUCAUCUAUUUUUAUGUACACAGUGUGAGUCACUCUUCUUUGUAUUAUCUGAGAUAAAACUACACAUGAAAUACCUGCAUUUUACUAUG
This is a messenger RNA of Menidia menidia (Atlantic silverside), 3681 nucleotides long. Lineage: Eukaryota; Metazoa; Chordata; Actinopteri; Atheriniformes; Atherinopsidae. The record is from the annotation of a GenBank genome assembly.